This is a messenger RNA of Paramecium sonneborni, 343 nucleotides long. Lineage: Eukaryota; Ciliophora; Oligohymenophorea; Peniculida; Parameciidae. The record is from the annotation of a GenBank genome assembly.
AUGGGUAAAGAUCGAUUCUACAAAUCUUGGAAUGGUUAUAUUGGAAAUUUAAAGUUGAAUCUUUGUUCUGGUGCAUCAGAACCCAGUAAAGGUAACUUUAAUCUUGUUAUUCUAGAUUUUAUUAAUCUUCCACCAAAUCUCAACUCAUUUCCAAAAUUUUAUGUAACAGAAACUAUUGAGUAAAUAUGUAAAUAAUUUAAUUAGAACUUGCCUUAUUGACACUAAAAUUAUUGAGAUUACUUAAGUAAACUUAAAAAGUGUUAUUAAUAUUCUUUAAGCAUAAGGGACAUAAGAAAGGAUUUGUUAUUGUUCACCAUCUAAAAUAGAAUAACUAAAGGUUUGA